CGGAGUUGUUCGCCAGUGUGUGCCCUACGGCGCGUAGUGGUGCUGCACUCUCGGAGUGAGACGGUAACCCGAGCCGGUCCUCGACGAUACGCCGUCACUCGGGUUCGAUACGAGCCACGGUGCCGGACCCCGCGAGCUCUUCGUACAAAUUUUUGUUGUUUUUUUGUUCCAUCUUUGUGUGUUGUCGUAUCAAACGUGCGAGAGAACAAGGGGCAAAGGCUCUUCGGCGACUUGCAUCUUGGUCGCUGGAACAGUGCGGCGAUCAUGAGCGGGAGAUAAUUUAUUUUUCUUUUUCAAUUAUUUUUUCUUGCAAAAUGUCCCAUCGGGGGGAUUGACGGAUUUUGAAAAUUUCCCGGCCCCGGGGAAACGAUUCUCGAGAUUUUUCAAUCUAGUGCAAUCGCCGAGAUCGAAAGGCGCGAGAUAUUAAGGAUUUUCUUCUCGGACCGAACUCUCGUUCGGUUUGCACAACUUUGAUGAAGAUAUUAAUGGAGUAAAAGCUAAGUGAACGAUACCAGGUGUGUGCUCAAGGGAAAUUCUACGGGGGGGUUGACUCCCGCUGACACGCGCGAGGGUCAUGUCCAGUAUCAAGCUUCCAGCGGAAAGUGUUUGCUCAAACCGCGAUUCAUUCGGUAUUUACUGAUGAGUGUGUUGCUCGUCACCAAGAGCGUUGUCUUCCCUCAAUGGUUCUUCGAGUCAUCAAUGGAGCAGUGCCCGUACUACGCUCUACUACGACAGAGAACUCGAAGGAGGCAGUGAAAGAGGAGGAAGCAGAGUUAACAGGAUCGGCAGCAGGUCGGGUGUUCCCCGUGGGUAAUUGCGCGGCCCCGGUAAGGUCGUAAAGAAGCGGAAGACAGUUUUAUAGCCCGGGCCCACGUGGCGAGGAGCUCGUAAAGCAAAAGUCCGUGCGAGAGUCGCACCUCGCUCGUCUCGCGCGCGCCACUCACACACGUUAUAAACACGAGCCCGUGACACGCGGGUAUAUCUUCGAAAGCUUGUGUCGUGUUACCUUUUUUCGUUGCCUCGGUUGUUUGUUGUGGUGUGUGUGUUUUUUUUCUGGCGAUUAGUCGUCGUUUAGCGCGUUGACACGUCGUUCAUUAUCAUCGAGACGUCCGUGCUCAGUGUAACCGUGUCGAUGACGAUCUUCCUGAAAUCGUGGGGGCUUCCCGUUUUACGUGCAGUUCCCUCCGUCGAGUAGGACCGUGCAAGAGAACUCUGAGAUAAAAUAACGAGCAAGGAUGAAACGGAAGGAUUGACGGGACGAAAGUGCGCCAAGUGUUACUAGGACCGAAAUUCAAGUAACUGGAGAAUCCAAAAGAGCCUAUUGGAUUCUGCUUUCAAGACGUUUCAAUCAGCUGAUCGCUGCUCCACAAGUAAUACGAUUUAUUCGUAAUAGUAAAAUUCAACGAAAUUGGUGACAAUGAGUUCCUAUCAGUUUGUAAACUCGCUGGCAUCCUGCUACGCCGGACAGCAAUCGCAGCAACAGCAACAACGACCAACGCCAAAUUCGCCGGGCGAGCCCCUCCAGGCUGCUUCGCCCGCCGGUGGUGAUUAUUACAAUCCCAAUGCCGCGACGAGCGGAUACCCGACACCGUGUUAUUCGCCGCAGCAGCAUUAUCCGCAGCACCCUUACGCGACGCCGGCAUCGGGAAUGCAGCAUCCACCGCCAACCGGUAUGAUAGACUAUACGCAACUGCAACCACAGCCAAGAUUGAACGCAACGACAACCUCGCAGCAACAACAGCACGCAGCUGCGAUGCACGCUGCAGCUCAGCAGGCAGUUGCCCAACAACAUCACCAACAGCAGCAGCAUCACUCGCAGUCCCAGAUCCACCAAGAUCCUAGCGCGACUCUUCUGCAGGUACCGAACGCCGUGGCCGCGGCUUCAACUUCCAGUUGCAAAUACGCCGAUUCCACGUCGUCGACGAGCGUCGCGUCGCCCCAAGACUUGACUACUGGAACAUCGAGAAACAGCCCUACGCCGUUGGUCGCACCGGGCACCUCCAAAGCAACGGUAACCGGACUAACUUCACCUCCCGGAGGCUCCUCGAGAUCGUCCAUCGCCGCUUCCGCAGCUUCGCCGCCGAGUGGGAGCUCUCGGGGUGUCGGCGAAGGUAGCUCUACCUUGACGACAGCCUCCUCAGCAUCCUCGCCGGCUUCGUCCACCUCGAGCACAUCAAGCACCGGGAAUAAUUCCUCGAACAAGGGCAACGCCAGUGGCUCGAAUCCACCACAAAUUUAUCCGUGGAUGAAAAGGGUUCACAUAGGUCAAAGUACCGUGAACGCAAACGGAGAAACGAAACGUCAGAGGACAUCGUACACGAGGUACCAGACGUUGGAGCUCGAGAAGGAAUUCCACUUCAACCGUUAUCUAACGAGGCGACGGCGCAUCGAGAUAGCCCACGCUCUUUGUCUGACGGAGCGGCAAAUAAAAAUAUGGUUUCAGAAUCGUCGAAUGAAAUGGAAGAAGGAGCACAAAAUGGCGAGCAUGAAUAUCGUUCCCUAUCACAUGUCCCCGUACGGUCAUCCGUAUCAAUUCGCGCCCCACCCAGGCCAGUUUGCUCAUCUGGCCACAUAGGACGAGUUCUCGCCCGCCGAGCUCGGGGCACACGCUGUCCGGUUUCCUGGUAUGUACGGCGAGCAGAAUUUCUAAGGCGAUUACCUUCGAGAAGCGAGGAAGAGGAGAUUUCGUGGGCAUUAUUUCUGUGCCGAUUUCCGCAAUUUCUUCCUGAGAUUGCGAAAAUCAGAUGGGAAAAAUGAGCGAAAGAUUUUUCUUUCUGCCGGAAGAGCUUGCUCGGCGAUCGUCGAGCAACGACUUCCCUUCGUAACAUCGAUGGACAACAACAACGAGAAAAAUUGAGCCGAGAUACUUCUGCCGUGUAACAAACAAAAAUCCUAGAGACUGGACAAGCUCCGAGACACCGGGCUCUGUUAGCGCAACCGUGUGAAUUAUACAAAUUACGUAAUAUGCAAUAAGUAUAAAUAAAUGCGUAUGAAAAACGAAGGAGAUUGAAAAUUAUAUAUACGGGAGAUGACACGAGUCACGGUUGCCGCUCAUUGGAGCCCGACUCAGCGGGCGAGAUUAACGAAUCUCAUUAGAUUGUAAGUCGUAGAUGUAUCAUUAGACGUCUCAUUAAUAGAACUCACCGAUUCUUAACCGACUGCAGCACACGCUCACACCUUCACCGAUCACAUUAUCAUCUGCAUCUCUUGUUUUUCACGCGCGCGUUCAAUAGAAGCAUAAACGAGAAUAUGAAAAUCGACUCGCAUCGUACACGGUAUGCGAUCGCGAAAUCAUCCUAUGUACUUAUAUAUAAAUAAAUAUAUUGUUGUCGUUUUUUUAUUUUUUUUUCAUUUCUUCUUGUAAGACCCAUCUAUUUGUCUGACGAGCAACGCGAUCUAGUCUUGCGAAAACUCGGUAUUUUUUAUUCGCAUCGAAAGCGCGCAUUACGGAAGUGAAUUUCAUUGCAUCAGUGCACAAGCGCCGAAAAUAUGUAAUUGUAAUCGAAUCGGUAUUCAGAAAUUUCCGUAUUUUUCUCGAGUCUAAGUAUGGGUUCGUUUCAAACACAGACGCAUUCGUAAUGAACGAUUGACAUUUGUCUUUUCAUUGGCGUCUCCGUCUCGUUAUUCGAACCACAAAUAUUUCAAAUUUCUCACUAAUUCUCACGAACUUUCGUGUACGAUAAAAGAUCUUAUCCUUGUCUAGAUUCCUCAUGCACUGAUGCAUGCAAAUUGGCUCUCAAUAGUUCAUAGCAGUCUGCGAGAAUCUCACAUACACAUAGACGGGUGAAGGUAGAUUUGGAAAAAAAAUAAGCCUGAAAAGAAAAAACGACGCGCAACGCAAGUUAUCGGAAGAAAAAUCGAUGGAAAGAAACAAAGAAUAUGUACAAUGGAAACGAAGUUUUCAUCUGCACGCGUUAUAUAAAGUUUCUCUCAGCUCUCUUAAUUAGUUAGCGUUUAAGAAUGCCUGCUAAUGCUCAAAGUGUUCUUGGCCAAAAAACAAUACAGAAGGUUAAAAAUGAUGAUAACGAAUACAAAGAAACAGAUACAAGCGAAGUUCACGGGGGAAAAUAAAUGUAUAGAGAUCGGUUAUUACGAGAGUGCGCGCGCGGAAAUGCGUCCCAUGAGCUCAUUCAAAUUUUCCACCCUGGUCAGGUCGUCCAAUAUGUGAAAAAAUUCAUACGAAGCUCGUCGUCAAUUCGAGAAUUUAUUAAUUUUUCUUCGUAAAAAGUAACGACUCACGAGAUCAGUGUUUCUUUUUCUCCACGAUCGUCAUCAAAUGCCCACUACGAAGUUGAUAUUCAGGCACGUGAAAACGUAUGCGAGCAAUUCCGCCCGGUAACUUCGUACUCAUGACAAUCGAGCAGCUGCACAGCACUGGGGAGUUUUGUUUUUGCGAAUGUCAUUUUUUUCUGCCACCGUAAGAAACUCGGGAGAGCGAACUCGGAAAUAGUCUUUCAAUUUUUUUCGAGCAAGUCGAGGCAGCCCCACGAAAGUGGAUCGUGAUUUCUCGUGCUCUUUCAAUUCCAAAUCCGGCGUUAUGGGUUUCCAUGAUUUCCAGUGAAAUUCGAAGUUGGAUAUUUCGAUCUCCGAAUAAUAUACGAGACUGCAAGGCCCCCGCGUGUGCAUAUGAGUGGAAAGAGUUCGUGGAUAAGUGAGAAGGCACGUGUUGCUCUGACGAAACACGAUCGUAGCCGAGUGCAAUAUGGCCUCAUUAAUUGGUCGAUUAAUUCCCGGAUAAAUUGGCGAGUCGAAGCCCGGGAAGAUGUAAGCAUUGAAUCGUUAGUUCGAAGAAGGGGCGACGGCAUGGGGGAAAGGGAAAUAGAAAGAAUGAAAGAGGACAGGUGCGUGCGCACGAUUAUUAAUACGCACACCGCGCGAGCAAACUCUGGUAAUAACAACGAAGCUCAGCGCUUCCACGUGCGUUCGAGUGCGUUAUUUUCGAUGUAAUAUCAUGUGAUACAAGAAACAAAAGAAUAAAAAAAUAACUAAAUAAAAAAUAAAUAGAAAACAAAAAACAUAUUGAUAAUGCGCACUGAAAUGCGAUGAAAAUCGAUGUUUUUAUCUUCUUUUGUUCUUUUAACUUAUCAACCAAUUGUAAAACGAGGUCGUGCGUUACGAGGAAGCAAAUUCGGAAGCAUACAGGGAUCUAACGAGUAUACGAAUAGCAGUUUCUAGAGUGUAUCUUGUGUAUAAGACGCGAUAUUUUCAAUUGUAAAUAAUGAAUUUAUUGAAUAUUAUAAUGAGGGAACGAGAGAUGGAAGUUUGACGAAUGUUCUCGCGGAGCCAGGAUUUGAGAGGAAAAUUCAUCGCCCCGCUGAAUUCCGAGUUAGCGUGUGUUGCUUCGAUAAUAACACGAAUAAAUCAAGCACAAUUUUGUAUAACUUUUACGUUGCACUUUUUCUCCUCAACACCUUGGCUCCACGAUCGUAUUUAAAUAAAUGGAAUAAUGACGACUACUACUACAACUACUAUUAUUAUUAUUAUAAUGAUAAUAAUUAUUAUUAAUAUUAUACACGAUUAUUGAAAAUUAUGAUGAUUAUAUUGUCUUUAUUAUUAAUUAUAUAGCGAGUGAGUCCGUUCUCGAUGGCUCGGUCCAGUGUUAAUAUUGUAUUUUAUUUGUUUCGUUAUGAGUUUUUAAUCUUUCACUUUAUUUUGUUGUUCACGCGCCACGUGUCGUGCGUUCACACGUUCCCGUACCUAAAGAAAGAAUAGAAAAAAAAAUAAGAGGGAGAAAAACACGAAAAUAGCGAAAGAAAAAUCUAUGCGAAACGAGCGAGGUCGAACACAUUCAUGAAAAAUAGCUUCACGUCUUUUCCCUUCGUUAUGAAAUUCACAUUAUUAUUAUUAUUAUUAUUAUUAUUAUAUAUAUAUGAAUUUGUGCACAUAAAUGUUUGUUGAUUUUGUAUUUUAUCAUUCGGUCACUAUUUUAUUUGUCGCUUUCGCGAACACUUGAAAACUUAGCCCCCCUCCGACGAGUUUCUCGUUACUGUGAGAAUUGAUGAAUGAAAUUGAAUGAUUUGAAAAGCCCGAUUGAAGAAUCAUCGCGAGAAUAAAGAUGCUCCGAUCGAAGAGCGCCCCCUUUCAAGAUAAAGAAAAUGAAGAAGAAGAAGAUAGAACAAAAGAAUCCUCCGUAAAUUAAGCCCAAGUAUUACGUUCGCGUAGCGUUUCUUCUCAAAAUGUUACUUCAUUCCAUGUAAUAUACGUAAUAGUCUAACUAAACGAAAAGAAAAAAAAGUAAAAAAAGUAAUAAUAAAUAAAUAAAACCUCUACCUACUUACUACGAACUACGUAAACCUAGAGCACCGUACACGUGUAAGGUCAUAUAAUUAUAUAUAAUUUAAAUUGUAAUUAUUAAAUGGCAUGACGUAAAGAAAACAAAAAACAAAAAAACCGGUCUUCAUCAUCGAA
Messenger RNA from Venturia canescens, 6408 nucleotides. RefSeq names its product Sex combs reduced. Gene Ontology annotation, cellular component: nucleoplasm; nucleus. Bases 1418 to 2575 code for a protein of 385 amino acids. Gene Ontology annotation, biological process: anterior/posterior pattern specification; positive regulation of transcription by RNA polymerase II. Lineage: Eukaryota; Metazoa; Arthropoda; Insecta; Hymenoptera; Ichneumonidae. The transcript is spliced from 2 exons. Gene Ontology annotation, molecular function: DNA-binding transcription factor activity, RNA polymerase II-specific; RNA polymerase II cis-regulatory region sequence-specific DNA binding. The record is from RefSeq and is a predicted model, not a curated record.